AUGUCUACUAUAGACAAGCUUCGUGGGAUGCUCUUGGUGCAGAGCGAGUACCUGAAGAAAAUAUCCUCCGCGCACGGAAAGGACCAAGACAGUGGAAAGAACCAAGACAGUGAGGCACAGAGAACAUCUAUGAAGAAGAGCAAAUCAUGUGACAGCAAGCUCAAGAAGUCGGUCUCGUUCAAGGUGUCUCCAUCGGCGGGACUGAAGCUGCACCGGACGAGGAGGACCAACAAUGUGCUUAGCAUUAUGUUGCAAAGGUUCAAUGGAAUUGCCUACCCGAAGGCAAAGAUUGAUGAGAUCUUCUCCGAGUGUGAGAGGAGGAGGUCGAGAUACUUCGAGAAGGGGCAGGCGGCAGACGUCUUGAAGGAGUUGGGGUUCCAUUUCAGCGUUGAGGAGAGCCAGGAGAUUUUCCGCAUCAUGGACUUUCAGAAUGUGGGGGAGCUUGAUCUACAGGAUUUGAAGCAGAAGCUGCUGCGGCACAGGUGCAAGGAGUGCUUGAAGGGCUGGUUCACAGACCUUGACGUCUACGACAUCAUCGCAGAGAAGCUGCUCGAAGACGGCAGGAUGCUGCAAGACAACCCCCUCAAGGCCCUUGCCGCACACCCGGACGACCUCUCCUAUCACCUUCAGGACCUGCAUCAUGAUGUAUUGACGGCGAUGCAAAGUGGACUGGAGGACAUGAAGGACUUGAGCUCGCGGUCACAGGAGGGACCGUCCUCCUCCAAGUUCACCAGCGAGCUGCCCUGCACCUUUUCGAUCAAGAAGAUCGAGUUCAGCAAGGGGUUGAGCGCGGAGGAGAAGGGAAACGAGGAGGAGGAGGAGGAGCAGAUCGAUAUGAUGCGGAAAGAGCAUGAUGCUUUGGAGGCGAUCACCAGUGGAUGCCUGGAUGCCCCGACCAACGCACGUAUGGAGUGGGAGUUUGUGACGGGACCCAAGGAAGGCGUGAGGUAUCCGGGAGAGGAGCAGGAGGAGGAGCACGUGGGGAGGGUCAGGAGGUCGCUGGAAGAGCUCAUGCAACAGGAGGUGUUUUCGCGGUCUCGGCUGACCAAGGGUGAGUUGAUUGGGCUAAGGUUGUACACGGGGCCCAUGCACGUCAAGUACAACGAGAGCAUCAGGCAAUAUUUCAACUCCAUCGGUGACAACGAUCGCACCAGUUACAGCGGUGACUUCCCGACUACCAUCCAGCUCAUCUCCUCAGGCAUCCUCAAGCUCGCCAGUUCCAAUAGCAUCCCCUCCAACAAGAAGCUCUACCGAUGCCUCAAGCCCAACGCCAACGACAGCAGCUUGCAACAGCGCAUCCUGGAGGGGAGCUUGCUCAACAUGGAGCCAAACUUCAUCUCUGCCUCCAGCGAGUGGAAGAACAUCUCGGGUAAGGCCGGAGAGGAGGGGGAGGAUGGAAGCUCGCACCUUCCCAUCAUCCUCGAGAUCUGCUCCUACGACAGGACCAUCGGAGCAGAGUUGCAGUGGCUCUCGCAGUAUCCGCACGAGGACGAGAUCGUCUUUCCUCCCUUCGCCUGCCUCAACAUCUCUCGACCCAUCAGCUUCAACGCGCACGAGGGAAAGGAGGUUGUCCUGCUGUCCGCGCAGAUUCAAGUGAGCGGGGAGCAGAAGGAGAAAACUAUCGAAUGA
This is a messenger RNA of Guillardia theta CCMP2712, 1629 nucleotides long. RefSeq lists its product as hypothetical. Gene Ontology annotation, cellular component: extracellular region. Lineage: Eukaryota; Cryptophyceae; Pyrenomonadales; Geminigeraceae. The transcript is spliced from 3 exons. Bases 1 to 1629 code for a protein of 542 amino acids. The record is from RefSeq and is a predicted model, not a curated record.